Messenger RNA from Thermochaetoides thermophila DSM 1495, 3801 nucleotides. RefSeq names its product putative intermediate filament protein. The coding region runs from base 1 to 3801 and encodes 1266 amino acids. Lineage: Eukaryota; Fungi; Ascomycota; Sordariomycetes; Sordariales; Chaetomiaceae. The transcript has a single exon. The record is from RefSeq and is a predicted model, not a curated record. Gene Ontology annotation, molecular function: phosphatidylinositol binding. Gene Ontology annotation, cellular component: intracellular membrane-bounded organelle.
AUGCCGCCCCCUCUAUUAGCGAAACGGCCACUUCAAGGGAAAAGAAAAGAGAAGGUCAUCCUUGGCGCCAUCGCCGUCUUCAUUGCCUGGGGCUACGUCGUGCACUGGUUCCCUGCCCUGCGCUUCGCCCCGCAUGCAUUCGCCUUCGGUGCGGUAGCUGCCCUUGGGGCGGUUCUCGUCACAGCUGUGUUUACGUCCCGUGGACCGGCCCAGAGGAGAACAUGUCGACCUUCCUCCAGCGCCCGCCCCAAGGCGGUUGCUUUUCUAGAACCUCACAUCUGGUCGCGUGAGGUGAAGGCUCUACGGGAGAGACAGGUCUACAAGCCUGAGCUGCUGUGUCCUGAUAGCGAAAAGGUUUCGGCAGCGCUGGACGAGGUGAUUGCCCUCAUCGAAAGAGACUUUAUUCGGUCAUGGUACGAAAGUAUCAGUCCCAACCCGGUGUUUGUGAACGAGGUCGAUCGCGCGAUACGCUGCGCACUGAUUAGGGUCGCGGAGAGGCUACGGGGCUUGGAUAUAGCUGCGGUGUUGACGACGAGGGUGGUGCCCAUCCUUACGGAGCACUUCCGUUCAUUUUACGAGGCAGAACGGGCGGUCCGGGGGAGAAAGUUGAACAGGUCUGUUACAGAAACCGAGGAGCUCGACUUGGCAAUCGCCGGGAAGUACAGGGAGGGCAAGUUACACCCCGCCGCAAGCCUGUCGUUUUCCGAUACGAAGACCGCACAGCAGGAUUAUCUGCGCCAGUUGGUCGCUGGGCGCAUAUUACCUCGGCUGCUUCCCGAGCAGUUACUAAGGUCUCGCGCAGUCGCGACGUUGCUGCGAGAGAUUGUUGCUUGCGCAGUGCUCUUCCCCAUCAUGCAGAUGCUCUCGGACCCCGACACGUGGAACCAGCUGAUGGAGAAUUAUGGACGGACAAUGCUGCAGGAUCGGUCAACUGUGAGAAGGUUGAGGGCUGCCUUGGAUGAGCAUGCUUCACCGGCUCCCAAGAAGAGUGGGAACGCCAAGUCAGGAGUGGUUAUGUUGCCCCGGCUGGCGCCAAAUGAUAAUGAGAGGAAGUUCGAGAAGUUUAUUCGGGCGAUAAGGAAGGUCAAUAACUUAUCGGAUGCGAGACGGUUUCGGAGUGAGGUUGCUAGUCAGCUGAAGAGGGAGCGACAGGUUGAGGGAGUUGAUCAGGUCUACCUUCGCCGGCUGGAGAUGGGCAAGAGAUUGUUGGAUCAGAAAGUAUACCAGCUGUCGGCUGGAGGGAGCAGUCGGUGCGCGCCGCCCCCUCCAGAUCUGGAUUCUGCGCCCUCCAAGGAGUCUCGACUGGAGAACGCCUCGCUGGCCGAGAUCCUGCGCGACCCGUCUGCGCUGUCGUACUUCAUGGAGUACAUGGAUAGGCAGCGACUCAUGUCGCUGGUACAGUUCUGGCUGGUCGUCGAUGGAUUUCGCAACCCGCUGGAGGACGACGGCCCCGAAGGCGAGCAGUUGCCUCUGCAGCUUCCCCCAUGGACGGACUCAGAUCGGCAGGAUCUGGCACAGAUCGAGGCCGCCUACUUGUCCAAGCCGGAGCUGAAAGUUUCCGAAGAGUCGAAGAAGAUCGUGCGCGAGUUCUUGAAGGCAGGCAGAAAGGCCACGCCAGAGCAGUACUACCGUGCCAGGAGAGAAAUCCUCAGGGCACAGAGCGCUGUGCUUGAGAACAUGCGAGCCAACCACUUCCAAAACUUUAAAAAAUCCGAUCUUUUCUUCAAAGCCCUCGCCGCAGAGGAAGCCGCCAACCGAACAGCAGCUGCCGCAGCCGCCGCCGCAGCCGCAGCAGCAUCAUCCUCAAGCCCAACCUCUGUCCCUGGCUCGCCCAUUCCCCGUGCCAGCUCCUACCCCUCAAAACCAAACUACCCCAUCUCACGCAUCGGCUCUCGUCUGCAACCCAUCAAUCGCCGCUCCGGCUCAACCAUCGACCUCCGCGCCGCAGGUGCCAGCACAAACAGCAACGCCGGCGGCUCUGAGCCUCGUCGCCGGUCAGUCGAUGAUGCCGACGCCGUGGGCAUCUCGCCCAACCCUUUGUUUGAGGACGACGAUACCAUGGCCGGAGAAGACCCGCUCGCCGAUUCUAUGGCCAGUUUGGAUGGGACUAGUGGGGUCCCCCCGGUGCCGGAUACAAAAGUUGUGUUGGCGAUGGAGAAGGCGUUGAAUAAUAUCCUCGAGGAGGAGAGUAAUAAGCCGCCGGAAGUGGAGGAUUUGAGGGAAUCGUUGUUUGGAGCCGAGGAGGAUCCCGCUGCGAGUGGGGGGUUGUUUGGGCCGAUGGAGGGGGUUCCGGUCAGGAAAGGGAAGCAAGGGCAUAGAGGGAGCGUCACAGAGGGAGAAGUCGGUAGGGUGAGUAGGGGGUCGUUGGAGGGGCUGCCGGCAAAGACGCCUGAGAAGCCGAGUCUGGCAUCGCUGGGGCUGGUUAGUCCCGCGUCGAGGAUUGGCGUGUUUGUGGAUGAUGAUUUGUUCGGGGAUGAGAACCGGUUUUUGUCAGAUGAGGAGUCGGAUACUGAGACUGAGGAUGAGGAUGAUGCUGUGCAGGCUGCCGCGCCGGGGGACUUGGGGCUGGCCGAAGCGAUUACUGCGCUGACGAAUGAUAUCGACAAGCUGGUUGCGCAAGAGGCGGUCGUAGAUUCGCUGCUGAAGAAGGCUGAGUUGACGGGGAACCAGGCCGAGUUGCGCAUUCUGCGCAAGUCGAAGGCUAGCUUGCAGAGGGAGAUCCGGCGGAAGGAGCUCCAGCGUCAGCAGUAUGUCAUCCAGGAGAGUGAUAACAGUCUCUAUGGGCGGGCAACUGUUCGUAUCACAUCGGUGCAGGUCGGCCGCGAGGAGGAUGGCAAAGAGUUUGCCAUGUACGCGAUCGAGGUGUCAAGGAAUGCUGGGGAGAGAAUGCCCGCUGCUACGUGGGUGGUUAUGAGGCGAUACAGUGAGUUCCUCGCACUGCAUCAGAAGUUAAGAGGACGGUACCCCUCGGUCAGGGGGCUCGAUUUCCCGAGACGGCGGGUCGUUAUGAAGCUGCAGAAUGAGUUCUUGCAGAAAAGAAGGGCCGCGCUAGAGAAAUAUCUUAGUGAGCUACUACUCCUGCCGGAGGUGUGUGGCAGCCGUGAGUUGAGGACGUUCCUCUCACAGAGCACCGUCAAACCCGGGUCCGGAGGGAAACAGAAAGAUAUGAUUUCCCGCUUGUAUGACUCUGUUGCUGACGGAAUGGAGGACAUCCUCGGCAGCAUUCCGGUGCUAGAACAACUCUCCCUCGCGGGGGCGAACCUCUUCGGCUCUUCCUGGUCUGUCAGCAACAACGUUUCUUCUUCGCUCGCCCCCCUCCCCGACGACGCUAACGCGGCUGAGGCUGAAGCCGAGCUCCGCGUUUUUGAUAACGUGCCCGCCGCUGCAAAAGCCGAACCCUUUGUCAAGCCCAUAUGCGACAUUUUCCUUGAAGUGUUUGAGCUCAACCGUGGGAACAACUGGCUACGAGGCCGCGCCGUCGUCGUCGUGCUUCAUCAGCUGCUAGGCGGCACCAUCGAGCGGAAACUACGAGAAAAUGUGCGCAUGCUCGUGCAGGAUGAGGAGGCGGUGCUCAAGUACAUUUCGCUGGUAAAGAACGGGAUCUGGUCGGGCCCGGGGGGAACAUUGCCGAAGGAUAAGGUGCCUAGGUCAAAGGCGGAGAAAGAGAGGACACGCAGGGAGGCCGGGCUCAUGAUGGCUUCGUUGGUGCCGGAUUUGGCGGGAAGUGUGGUCGGACGGGUGAAUGCCCAGGCCGCGAGCAGGAGGGUGUUUGCUACGUUGAAUAAUGCGUGGUUGAAGUGA